Molecule: messenger RNA, 2449 nt
Organism: Cryptomeria japonica (Japanese cedar)
Lineage: Eukaryota; Viridiplantae; Streptophyta; Pinopsida; Cupressales; Cupressaceae
Product: casein kinase II subunit alpha-2
Exons: 10
Coding region: 294-1634 (446 amino acids)
Biological process (GO): protein phosphorylation
Cellular component (GO): nucleus; protein kinase CK2 complex; cytosol
Molecular function (GO): ATP binding; protein serine/threonine kinase activity
Source: RefSeq, a predicted model, not a curated record
GUUCACUUCUCGUUAAAGUCAGAAUUUCGGGGAAAAUUGCAUAAAAUGAUAUUGAAUACAAAAAACAGCCAUUGUCAUUCAAAGUAUUUGUCCCAAACUGAAAAAUUGUCCGCCGUUAACUUAAAAAUUUAUGGGAGUAAAUUUUUCUGCGAGAGACGAAAUAAGUAUUCAGGAAAACAGACAAUAAAAAAACCUUCACAACCUAAAGCCAUCAAUUAAAGCAAACCCAAAUUUUCCUUGUCCUUUUUUCCGUUUGAUGAAUUCAGAGAGCACUCGUUCAUCUUCCCUCUUUCAUGGCCGCAAGGCCUCUGCACUCCUACUUCCACAUCCUCCGCUCUUCAUUCCUUCACAAACCCACUUUUCCUAACACACUUUUGGAUAUUUCACCAUCCACAACCACCAUUCCAAACUGCCAUUUAGGCUUCGUCACAGCCCUCUGGUCGGGGGUUCGGAUCCGCACGGCCUCAUCGCACCGCCCAGGAAAACGCAAAUCCUCAAAAGUCUUUUACAAACCCAUUACAGCCACAGGCAACAACACCGCCACUACUGUGCCUUCGAAGUCUUCUAAAGCAGCAGCAGCAGCGGCAAAUCUGGCGCAGAAAAUCGGCAAGUCGAUCCGGCGGCCUGGUGCGAUGUCCAAGGCGCGGGUUUACGCCGAUGUUAAUGUGGUCCGCCCUAAGGAUUAUUGGGACUACGAAUCUAUUGCUGUACAAUGGGGUGAUCAGGAAGAUUAUGAGGUUGUCCGGAAAGUAGGAAGGGGUAAAUAUAGUGAAGUUUUUGAAGGGGUCAAUGUAGUUAACAAUGAACGAUGCAUCAUCAAGAUCUUGAAGCCUGUAAAGAAGAAGAAGAUCAAGAGAGAGAUUAAAAUAUUGCAGAAUCUCUGCGGAGGACCAAAUAUUGUGAAACUGCAUGAUAUAGUUCGAGACCAACAAUCUAAAACACCCAGUCUGGUUUUUGAAUAUGUAAAUAACUCAGAUUUCAAGGUCCUGUAUCCAACAUUAACAGAUUAUGAUAUGCGAUACUACAUUUAUGAACUUCUCAAGGCAUUAGAUUACUGCCAUUCCCAGGGUAUCAUGCAUCGUGAUGUUAAGCCACACAAUGUAAUGAUUGAUCAUGAGCAGAGGAAACUACGUCUUAUUGAUUGGGGUCUUGCAGAAUUUUACCAUCCAGGAAAGGAGUAUAAUGUCCGGGUCGCUUCGAGAUACUUCAAGGGUCCAGAGCUUCUUGUAGAUUUGCAGGACUAUGAUUAUUCUUUGGACAUGUGGAGCCUCGGUUGCAUGUUUGCAGGAAUGAUAUUUCGAAAAGAACCAUUCUUUUAUGGACAUGACAAUCAUGACCAGCUUGUUAAGAUUGCAAAGGUACUUGGCACUGAUGAACUAAAUGCUUAUUUGAAUAAAUACCGCAUAGAGCUUGAUCCUCACCUUGAGGCACUUGUUGGAAGACACAGCAGAAAGCCUUGGUCAAAGUUUAUUAAUGCUGAUAAUCAGCAUCUUGUUGUCCCAGAGGCUGUUGAUUUUCUGGAUAAGCUGCUUCGAUAUGAUCAUCAAGAAAGGCCAACUGCAAAAGAAGCAAUGGCCCAUCCUUACUUUUAUCAAGUAAGGUCUGCAGAAGUAAGCAGAUCUCGCAAUCAGUAAGAUGGAUGCCAGUAUUUGGUAGUGCGGAGUUCUAUGGCUGUUGAGAUAUUACCAAACCUUGAUGGUGCUAUAAUAGGAUGUGGCUGUUUAUGAUUUCUUCUCUUAUACUGUUUGCUGAAAUGACAAAAUGUGAAACCCGUCUUUGCAAACACGCAAUGUCGGUACUCAGACCCAUAGAUGAGUUCUUAAAAAUGUAACAGAAUGUGCUCCAUUCUUAAUUUCAUAUUACUGUUUUGAAAUUUUGCUUAACGCACGUUAAUUGGUCUUGCUGGAGUUUGGAAAAGUUUUUUUUAGUAUCAACUGUUAUGUAAUGAGCCUAGAGUUUCCUUCUAUGGUCUGCAAGGUUAAUCCUCCAUUAUCUUCUUGUUGGUUUUCGUGGCAGUAUGUAGUAGUCAUCCACUUUAGUGUAGAAGUAUAGUUAGAACAGAGAAUACUGCCAGAUUCAUUCAUCAGGGGUUCUACUGUACUAUAUUCGAACUACAAGUGAGCACAAUCAUGCAAAGAUAGAUCCCAACGGAUACUCGGUAGGUACUAGUCCAUAUUGUUUGUUUAUGAUUUUCAAAAGGUGCCAUUAGCUCCCAAGUUUUGAAGAGCUAUGUUAUUUUGGUUCUUCAAAUUUGUGGUAAAUUUUGUAAGUGACUCAAAGGGCAUUUAUUGAAUACUACAUUGUCAACAAUUUAAUACUAUGAGGCUGUGGAUUUGAAGCAAAAUGACAAUGUCUAGACAAUGUUUUAAUCCUAUGGGGCUGUGGAUUUAAAGAACCAAAAUGCCAAUGUCUAGACAAUGCUUUAAUCCUAUGGGGGCUGUGAAUUUCA